AUGUCUCAAACAUGCUCGAUGGAAAAAUGCACACGUGUAUCACGUUGGUUAUGUGAUUGUUGCGAAAAACACAUGUGUUUACAACAUUUAAAUGACCAUAAUAUUGCACUCAUUUCUCAAUUGAAUCCUUUAACUGAUGAAAUCAAUGCACUUGGAGAUCGUCUCGAGGCGCUGGGUAUUCACGAAGCGGUUGCGUACAGUCGUCAAAAACUUGAACAGUGGCGUCAAGAUUGUUAUAAGAAGAUUGAUUCUUAUUUUGAACAAAAAUGUCAAGAACUUGAUCAAGUUGUUCAUGAAAUAGUUGGCCAACAACGAGAAAAAAUGAAUCACUUACAAUUGAAUAUAACUGAACUCAUCAAUGCACAAGAAACAACUCGUCAAGAUAUCGAUUCCUUAACAUCAACUAUUCGCCAACUCGAAACAAAUAUGAAAAUCAUCGAACAAACAUGUCUUACAAUUAAUACUCGUCCAUUAUUAAUAGAUGACACGAUCAUUUCUAUAGAGACAACGACGGAACAUGAACUUAAUCUAUCAACUAUUUCACCUGUCUUCAGAACGAUUCAUCGCCCAAAAGGAAGUUUUCGACCAUUUACUGUGAAUGAUCGAUACUUAUUGAUGCAUCAAGAGCCCAAUUUAUGUUUAUUUGAUCGUACCCUGAACAUAGCCAAACAAAUUACAUGGUCAUAUGAUGCAAUUCAGGACAUGUGUUGGUCAUCAACAUUGAAUCGAUUCAUUGUACUUGGAAAAAAUAACAUCCUUCUCAUUAACGAAAAUACAAUGGCAGUUGAUAAUGUGUACACGAUCAAAGAACGACAGUGGCUAUCGGGUACAUGCUCCGACAAAGUUCUCUUUGCAAGUACAAAUGGACGUGCAUCAUCUAUUAUGGAGUUCGCACUAUUGCCAACAGUCAAGUUGAUUAAAGAAUGGAAAUAUCCUCUUACAUGUAGUAAAGAUGAAUUUAUUGUUAGUACUGCUUACAAUAACGGAAAUCUUGCUCUGAUGGUUGUAAAUGUAUUGAAUAAAUUGCUACGCAUGGAAUUGAGAUAUACAAAGACGCUCGAUCCUAUAUGGUCAUUUCAAAUUAAUAUUACUUGGAUUCACAAACUAGCAUUUCGUUGUUGUUCACUUCCUUGUAAUGAAUGGCUCAUAGUCGAUUAUGAGACUGGACGUCUACUUCAGAUUACAAAAGAUGGAAAAGUAAAGAACACAAUUAAAUAUCAACCGACUCCCUGUCGUGCUAUUCUAUUCGACAUAAAUACUCUAGCAGUAUCAACUAUCGAUGACGUCAAUCUGCAUACAAUUCAGUAA
This is a messenger RNA of Rotaria sp. Silwood1, 1308 nucleotides long. The record is from the annotation of a GenBank genome assembly. Lineage: Eukaryota; Metazoa; Rotifera; Eurotatoria; Philodinida; Philodinidae.